GAAAUAUUUUUUAUACUAUCCUUUCCCUCCCGAAAUAGUAGGGGAUGAAUGGGUAGGCAGCUAAACCAACAGUUUGCUAAUACAGGAUUAGAAAGGAAAAAAGAUUUGAUUUCCUGGGAGACCCAAAAAAAAAAAAAAAAAAAAGAUUUUGACUCUUUCAGGGAUCAAAAAAUUUUUCAAUUUUUUAUCUUUGAUAUAUUGGUGUCACAUUUUCUAUUUGACCAAUUCCAGAUUUUUUUUUUGUUGAUGAUUCUUUGAAUAUUAUAGGAUAUGAUAUCAUAUAUAGUAGUAAGAGAAGGAAAUUAAGUGAGAAUGAUCUGUUUUUCAUGUUGCAUAUCAUCAAGAGACGGGGAAAAUACUCACACAAAAUCCUUCACAAAAAGAUUUCAUAAAGAACAAGAAGAAGAAACCAAAUCUAUAGCCUCAUUUGCCAACAUUUCUAUUAAAACUGAUAGCAGCAGAAGGAAAUACAUAGUUGAAGAAAUAGAAAAGUAUGGAAAAGGGAAUAUUUCAGCUCAGACAUUCACAUACAAUGACUUGGCUCUUGCCACUAAGAACUUCGACCCUGAUGAGUGCUUGCUUGGUGAAGGUGGUUUUGGGAAAGUGUACAAGGGCCACAUUGAAAGCAAGAAUAUAUAUGUGGCUGUAAAGCAACUUGAUAGGAAUGGCUUCCAAGGGAAUAGAGAGUUCCUUGUGGAGGUUCUGUUGUUGAGCCUUCUUCAUCACCCUAACCUUGUUACUUUGGAAGGAUACUGUUCAGACGGCGACCAGAGAAUAUUAGUAUAUGAAUUCAUGGCAAAUGGUUCACUGGAAGAUCAUCUUCUUGAGCUUGGUCCAGAACAAAGGCCAUUUGAUUGGAUUACAAGGAUGAAAAUUGCGGAAGGAGCAGCGAAAGGACUUGAGUACUUGCACGAAACAGCUAAUCCUUCCGUAAUUUACCGCGACUUUAAAACAUCCAAUAUACUUCUAGAUGAGAACUUCAAUCCAAAACUUUCUGAUUUUGGACUAGCCAAGCUAGGUCCAACUGGUGAUAAAACUCAUGUUUCCACCAGGGUCAUGGGAACCUAUGGUUAUUGUGCGCCAGAGUAUGCAUCCACGGGUCAAUUAACGACAAAAUCUGAUGUUUACAGCUUUGGAGUUGUCUUUUUAGAAAUAAUCACAGGCAGAAGAGUCAUUGACAACUCAAAACCGAGCGAAGAACAGAACCUUGUUGUUUGGGCAACGCCAUUGUUCAGAGACAAGGGGAAGUUUCACUUAAUGGCAGAUCCAUUGAUGGAAGGGGAUUACCCGAUGAAGGCAUUGUACCAAGCACUAGCAAUAGCAGCAAUGUGCCUGCAAGAGGAAGCCAAUACACGGCCUUUGAUGAGCGACGUGGUGACUGCUUUGGAGUUUCUAUCGGGGAACAGGAAAGAAUUAGAUGCAGAGGACGAGGACGAGUACGAGAAGGUGGAGAAGGAGAAGGAGAAGGCUCCACAGGAGAUGACUUUCAAAUCCCCGCCAGCAUUGCAAAGCUUUACAAGUAGACUUGAACGUGCUGAAAUUAACGAUACCAAUGGCAUUAGAGAAAGAGACUAGAACCUUCUGUGCAUAACUGAAAACUUUUUUGAAGAUUUUGUAUAUUAUUUUGUCGGCUCCCCACAAGGCUUUGGAAGUAAUAUCAGAAUUGGAAGAAAGAAGACAAUGAUAUUGUUAGAGACUAAAACCUUCUGUGAAUAUAUAAACUUUGUUUGCUUUCUAAGUUACUCAGAUUUUCCGUA
Molecule: messenger RNA, 1757 nt
Organism: Capsicum annuum
Lineage: Eukaryota; Viridiplantae; Streptophyta; Magnoliopsida; Solanales; Solanaceae
Product: probable serine/threonine-protein kinase PBL23
Exons: 5
Coding region: 313-1575 (420 amino acids)
Biological process (GO): protein phosphorylation
Molecular function (GO): protein kinase activity; ATP binding
Source: RefSeq, a predicted model, not a curated record